AUGCAGCAUAACGACCAGAAGGUGCCGCUUUCGCCGACUGGUUUGGCUAAAGUUGGCAAUUCUGACGAGAAUGGGCCCCAAGCUCCGGUGGUUUUCCCGAAUUUGCCGCCAAUGAAUUUCAACAGGGCAGAUGUUCCAAUUCCCGGCGGAUCGCCGCAAAACAAACCACCAGAAGGCGUUAAAGAUGGAAUUCCUGCACCCAUGAAUGCUGGUGAUGGCCAAAAUUGGAUGAUGGAUGGAUUUUAUCCCAUGCCCAUGAUUCCUCGGGGUUCAUUUCUUCCGGGUGGACAAAUGAUGCCCUUUGCUGGGGACGAAAAGGCAAAGGACGGAGCCGGGAAUCUCAUGAGAAUGGAACCAGGUGAUGACAAGGCCAUGCAAAUGUGUUACUAUAUUCCUCCGCCGAUGAUGGAGCCUGGAAAAGAAGGUCCACAGCACAUGAAGCCACCAAUGUUAAUGCCAAUGUAUCCAUUCAUGUCUCCUAUGCCGGAGGAUGGGAUGGUUAUGCGUGAUUUUGGCAAAUUUGGGAUGCCAAACAAAUUCCCCCCGCAGAGGAAGAAUUCGGACGCCUCGGAACAGGUUAAAUCUAUUCCUACAUCAGUUCAGAUUCGUGAAAUUUGUCAACUAAAGUCAUGGAAAAAGAGGCUACAAAAGAGCAAGAGCCAGUUUAGAAUGGAUGCCGAUGCUUCUGUGACAACAAAGCCGGCUGAGGAAGAGAAUGUUUUAGAAGAGUGUGCAACUAAACAUACAGCUCCUCAGACCGGUUUGGCCCUCUCCAAGAAGCAAACGAGGGAUUUGGAAGUUUCAUGGGUCAUUAACCGAUUUGAUUUGGAGGAUGAUUUGACCGAAGAAGACUCUGGGGGAUUUUUGCUCUUUGACAAGGAUGAUUUGAAAAGGGAGGAUGUUGCAGAGCUAAAGAAGGCUAUAGAGUCUCUAGCCAAUGUCAAACAAAAGUGUUACCCAUACCAACUUGUUGAUAAGCCCACUAGUUUUUCAAAGCACGUUAAAAAGGAUGGCUACUCACUUUGGUCCACCGAUGAAGAUUUUGUUUCUACUUGUGAAAUGUCUAGUCAGGACUCGGCGCAUGCUGAUAGUAGUGAGGAGACUUCAGUUGUACCACAAGAGGUACCAGAGGAACCCGCUAGCAUUCAGGAUGACGAGUUUCUGGAUGACUUGGAAAAUGAGCUACUAGAUGGUCUAGACGAUGACAAGGAUGUAGAUGAUGGAAAGGACCUGGAUGAUGAAUUCGAUUUUGAGGUUGCAGAGACAAAGGUUCCUUCACCGUCAUUGCCGGAACAAACAAAGGGACCUGAAGAGGCGGUCUCCAAGAGCCCUAGAAAACCUGAAAGCCAGCUGUUUGGUGAAGUACCAGAUACUGUUGACUAUGACAAUGCAAAAUUGGUCCAUGCAUUUCACAGCUUUGACACUGCCCACGAAUGGUACAAGUUUAGGAAAAACAUUGAUCACGAACUAACUUUGGCUGAUUUCGUCGAAUUUGAUCACCACAAGCGUUUUAAAAACGAUGAGAGGGUAAGGAAUAUUAACAAGCUGUUUGACUUGCGACUUCCAAAUUUUGAGACUACAGAGGACCCUGCUUUAAUGGUUAAACUUUAUUCCACGGCAAAGGCCAACCUAAAGUUCCUCCUCAACUAUAAGCAUCCAGAAGUCACAUCUCUUGUAAAUUCGUCCAUAUAUGACUUGAAUGCAUCAAACGCCAUUUACUUUAUGGCAUCGGAUGAUAUUGCCCCCAAGGUGGAUGAGUUGCCUACACCGUCUGGAACCUUGACUGAACAGGAGGAUGGAACUACUCCUGUAGUAGGACAGGAAGAGGGCGGUGAUGAGCCGCUACUACAGGGUAAGGAGAGUGAUACUAGACGACAAUGGCGCAAGAGGCUUCAAGCCUUGGAUAAGGAAACGAGACUUGCAUGGGUAAACAUGGGAAAGAGUUUGAAAUACAUUGAGAGUGUAUUCAACAAUAUUGAGCAAAGCCGCGCAUAUGAUUCUGUCAUGGAGUUUUGCGAGGUUGCAAGUAUGUUCCGUGGUCGAGAUUAUAUAAACCUGUUGAACCAAUCCUUUGAUGAUGUUUACGCAAAGCAGAAUCCUCAUGAAACCGGCAAGGAUGACGAGGUUCUCAAUCGCAGGGAGUUGAUACACACAAGAGUUGCCAUGAAUUUGACGGGGAUAUUGCCGCUUGUUGGCAGAUCAGCCAAGUUGCACUAUGCCCGCUUCCACCGUAUGGAUUUCCGUAAUGGCCUCUUUAAUGCCCAUGUUCGUGCUCUAAAGGGUAAUUACUCUCCAGAAUGGUCUGCAUGGCCAGUACGACCUGUUAUAAAGAGUGUUGCAGCUCUUAAUUUUAGAGACGAUGAAUUGGCUGAUGGUUCACAGAAUCACCCCUCAAACUACUUCAUUCAUUCUAGUGAUUUAAGUCUCAUUGAUGAUUGUAAGGUGGCUCUAUUUGAGUAUAUUGAGCAGUACCCUCUCCUCCUGUCAAACUGUGGUAUGGUUUCGCGUGUGGAUAAUUAUGUAAAUAUUCCUCAAGAGGGAGGAGACCAAAAUAUGGUAUCUCUUGGUCCACUCGGUACAAUGAUUCCAGUUAAUGAUGGUGUGGAAUUAUUUGGCAUCAUACACAAUAUAAAACCUGGAGAGGGACAAGCUGUUGUUGAAAAUAUGCUCUUUAAGGCACCAAUUUUUGUUCAUCCUCGGCCAUGCACAUCAGCUUCAAAGAGUAACCUUACCGAUACUGAUUUUUUGCUUGUUAGAAGUGUUGAUAAGGACUCUGUGACUGUGCGUUUGCGCCCACUCACAUGGAAAAAUUCUAUCGCAGUAUACACAGUUGGACAAUGCGAGCCAAAGAUGGAAAUAUCAUCUCCAAACUCAAAGUCUUAUCAAGAUGAUGCAAAGUCCCUGCUAAAGGCAUGGGCUCUAAAGUCUAUAAUGACGGGGAAUAUCUUGGAUACUAAACAUUUGCGCAAAGAAGCUCGCAAAAAGUUUUAUCCAGCACUAUCAGAAAAGGAAAUUGGCCAUGUUUUAAAGCAACUGGAAAGUAAUCCUAUUUUUAGUACCAGACCACAGGCUUUGGAGAGAAUGAUUCAUUCUACAAUCAAGCCAGAGGUUGUAUGUUCUCUAGAGAGUACCAGAGCUGGAAGGUACAGAUUAAAGAGUUUGGGUAUCUCAAAACUCAAGAACCCAGACAGAAUAGCCACUGUAUACGCCAAAAUACACCAGGAGGAAAAGGAAGCCUUACAACACCAACAGGUUGCCGAGAACAAGAGAAAGGAGCUCAAGAGUAGUUACUCAAAGAGGUUGGAAGCUCGCGGAAUCACAGGUCCAAAAUUGGAGCAAGAACUUAACCAAUUCAACAUUGACCUGCAAUGCACAAUUUAUGGUCAUUUGGACAAUCGCAUGCUCUCACCUCAAAUUAGAUUCAUUGAGGAAUUACUCAAGCUCUCUCCUUGGAAUAUAACUAGGGAUGCAAGACAAGUUUUAAACAACAAGGGCUCUGCACAGUUCGCCUUGUAUGGUUUUGCCGAUCCCAGUGGUGGAAGGGGCGAAGCUAUUAACCUCUUAAAGAGACAGGUCAGAGACACCAGUCUAGAAAACACAUCGUCUGGGGAAGAUUUGAGAAAGUUGUCCAUGGAGGAAUUGGGUAAACGUUUGACACGUUACGGUGUGUCGGAAUCAUACAUCAAGACAUUGCCAAGGUGGGAUCAAGUCGCUCUUGUCAGACAGUACAGAGACGGCUUUGGCGGUCAUACAUCUGCUGAAGGUGAUAACAGGUGGAGAAUUCCUCCAGAAGAGUAUCAAAAGAAGCUAAAUGAUAUAUUGACUAGGCAAAAGGAAGCCUUGUUGCCAGAUGACCCAGAGAUUAGCGACGAAGAGGACCACGAUAGUAAUGAGGGAAACCAAAACAUUGUUGAUGCUCUAAUGGAUGAAAUCGAUGCGGAGUCUGACAAGAACGAUGAUUUGGAGAUGCAUGAACUGGAGAUACUCCGUCAAUUGAGGGAGGCACAGACGUCUGGUCCACUCAGUGAAGAGGAAAAAAUGGCAGAGGAUAACAAGCUCAAGGCUGUACCGGUAAUCAUGUGGCAUCGCCAGAGCCGCAAGACCCCAGCGGAACCGUUUGGAAAUGGACGUGCCGUCUUUAUCUAUGGUGAGGAGAAUAUUAGAAAACUACUCGAGUGGCGCAAGAGGACUGCCCUCAAAAACAAAUGUGCAUUACCUAGUGAACUCAUCUUUGGCAUAAAUGCGGGAGGAAAACGUAUUUGCAGAGCUUGUGGACAGGCUGGUCACAUUGCAUCUAACCCCAAAUGUCCUCUUUACAGCGGUGAUAAAGUGAGACAUGACACGUACCAUCCAUCGUCUACUGUGGCUAUUAGGGCAGGACCUGGAAGGAAACCGUUUAGGGAUUCAGAUUCUAGUGAUGGAGAAAUUGCUGCUAGUACAACUGCUUUAUACAGGGACACUCCGGAAUGGGUCCUAUCCAACCUCAACACGGCUAAUGCCAGAGAAAAGAGAAAGACGGCUGCUUACGAGGAAUCCGAUGCUGAUUCUGUAGAUGAGGCAUCACUUGUGAUUAGAAGACGCAAGGCUUACAGAAUGUACGAGGACGGGUCAAACAUUAACUCUAGAUAUAGUGACGAUGAGCACGUUUCCGAGUCCAAGACUGGAAACAUUGACACCAUAAUGAAGGUUAUAUCAAAGGUGGUGAGGAUGAUGGAGAAGGAAUCUCGCUACAAGCCCUUUGCCGCUAGAAUUCCAGAGAGCAUUGCUCCAAAUUACUACAAAAUCAUCAAGCAUCCCAUGUGGUUGGCACUGCUCAAAGUUCGAUGCAAGUCCAAGUACUACAAGAGCGUUACUCAUUUCCUGAAUGAUUUAGCCCUCAUUGAGCUAAACUGCAAGCAGUACAACUCGGAAAGUUCUCCCAACGCCUGGUUGAGGAAGAUGAGUGAGGUGCUUGUUGAUGACAUUCUGCAACGUCUUCAGCAAAUGCUCUCGCAGCACAUGCCCACUUCUCUGCUAGAGUACUGGAUUCAGGAGCACCAGGCGAAGCGAGGCGCUGCCUCCAAUGUUCCUGGAGCUCCGGCCGGAGUAGUUGCCACGACCCCUGGAGUGGCUGCCGUUGCUCCUUCUACGGCACAGACGACCGCUCCAGAGGCUUCUCAGGCUGUAAACACGACAGCACCAGGUCAGCUCUAG
Theileria equi strain WA is the source of this 5193-nucleotide messenger RNA. RefSeq lists its product as hypothetical. Gene Ontology annotation, biological process: RNA polymerase II preinitiation complex assembly; transcription by RNA polymerase II. Gene Ontology annotation, cellular component: transcription factor TFIID complex. The coding region runs from base 1 to 5193 and encodes 1730 amino acids. Gene Ontology annotation, molecular function: RNA polymerase II general transcription initiation factor binding; histone acetyltransferase activity; RNA polymerase II general transcription initiation factor activity. NCBI's taxonomy places the organism in Eukaryota, Apicomplexa, Aconoidasida, Piroplasmida, Theileriidae. The transcript has a single exon. The record is from RefSeq and is a predicted model, not a curated record.